Messenger RNA from Pedinophyceae sp. YPF-701, 1446 nucleotides. The record is from the annotation of a GenBank genome assembly. NCBI's taxonomy places the organism in Eukaryota, Viridiplantae, Chlorophyta, Pedinophyceae.
AUGCCCGGUAUCGCGGCACAAGCCGACGUUGAUGAGCUCAAGGGCCUCUUCUGGCACGGCUCCGUCGCUCUCCCGGGCGAAAAGGAGUACGUGGCCGCGUGCCACACGUUCAGCGUGCCGUAUGGGAAGGGGAAGCCGGCUCCUGAGGUCGCCGUCCGCCCCAGGGACAUCAAGGAGGUCUGCGACACGGUCACUUGGUCGAGGAAGCACGGCAAGACCGUGAGCGUCAAGGGCGCGGGCCACGGCAUCCACAUGCAGGCCCUGCGCGGCGACGUGUUGAUCGACUUGAGCCACUUCAAGUACUGCAGUGUCGACCCCAAGGCGCAGACGGCCGUCGUCGGCGGCGGCUGCGACCUCGGAGACAUCGACCGCGCCACCGGCGCCUUCGGCCUCUCGCUCCCGCUCGGGACGGCGCCGGUGACGGGCAUGGGUCUCGCGCUGCACGGCGGCGUGGGGUUCCUCUCGAACAAGUUCGGCCCCACGUGCGAGCACAUCGUUGGCGCUACGAUCGUGGACGCGGACGGGCGCGUGAUCCACGUCGAUGAGGACGACGACGCGCACGCGGACCUCCUGUGGGCCCUGCGAGGCACGGGGUCGUUUUACGGCGUGGUCUGCGAGGUCAAGUUCCAGCUGCACCGCGUGCGCCCGUGGGGCGGUCUGAUUGUCGUACCUGACGUGGACGGCAACCUGGACCGCCUGAAGCCCGUGGUGAAGAUGAUGCUCGAGAUGCGCGAGCGCGAGGACGACGUGACGUUGAUGCUGUUCGUCGGCGUCGACCCCGAGAAGGGGCGCGCGAUUCAGGUCUGUCUUGCUGACGUCAGCGACCGGUCCGACGCCGAGAACAAGGAGAGGUAUGAAGCGCUGACGGCGAUGGCCGUCGACGGCGGGUUCAAGAGGCAGCCGAUGGCCGACAUCCAGAACGUCCUCAUGCCCGUUCUCUCGAAGCUGCCGCCGCUUCACCAGUACUGGGGGUGCACGUCGCUGCCGCACCACAAGAUGGCGGCGCUGGCUGAGACAGGCGUGGACCACUUCGUGGAGACCGUGGACGCGGAGCUGAAGGCCAUCGACUUCGCGCAGGCGCCGGUCACGCUCUUCAUCAUCGAGGUCCACGUCGACUACGCGGCAACCGGCAAACGCGUCACCGGCCCGCACAACUUGGGCGCGCAGGGCCUCGCGACAGUGUCGCUCCUGGGCUCGCCCGUGGAGGAGCACGGCCAGUACUGCCAGGCCCAGGCGCGCAAGUUCAAGAAGGCUCUCGAGGACAAGUGUGCGUUCGGCAACUCUGACUACGCGAACUAUGCGGAGAUCGAUGGCCUGGCUGGCAGGGCGCGCGCUGAGGCGCGGGUCGGGGGCCACGCGAACGCGGAGCGCGUGCGGGCGGUGAAGAAGAAGUAUGACCCGGACAACGUGUUCCGCUUCACGCCGCACAGCGCGCUGCUGGAGUGA